Molecule: messenger RNA, 363 nt
Organism: Bemisia tabaci
Lineage: Eukaryota; Metazoa; Arthropoda; Insecta; Hemiptera; Aleyrodidae
Source: RefSeq, a predicted model, not a curated record
CGUUGCUGAUCGUCCCCGACACCCGGCAGCAUGUCCGAGUCGCCCCCGAGGUCGGGCUCCGUCGUUCCCUACUCGCUGAACUAUUGCGUGUCCGUCAGAGCGUCCGUCUUGUGUCGCCUCGGUGAACUCCGUCGCGUCGUCCUCUUAGCGCUCCGCUUCGAGUUCGUCCAGUGUCUCCCCUCUGCCCUGUGCGCCCCGUGUGUCUCGAUCUUUGCCCUGGCCCCGGCCCCGGCCCCGGCGAGAGUGACGAUGGCCACCGACAUGCCGGACCUUUCCCACUUGACCCCCGAGGAACGGGAGAUCAUCCAGUCGGUCAUGAUGCGACAGAAACAGGAGGAGGAGCGAGAGAACGAAAUCAUGAGG